Messenger RNA from Alosa alosa (allis shad), 1765 nucleotides. RefSeq names its product mediator of RNA polymerase II transcription, subunit 18 homolog (yeast) (gene med18). Gene Ontology annotation, cellular component: mediator complex; core mediator complex. Gene Ontology annotation, biological process: termination of RNA polymerase II transcription; regulation of transcription by RNA polymerase II. The transcript is spliced from 3 exons. Bases 132 to 758 code for a protein of 208 amino acids. Gene Ontology annotation, molecular function: transcription coregulator activity. NCBI's taxonomy places the organism in Eukaryota, Metazoa, Chordata, Actinopteri, Clupeiformes, Clupeidae. The record is from RefSeq and is a predicted model, not a curated record.
CAGAUGUUCCAACAUGUGACUCACAAGGACAUGCGCACACUUCGCGCAGUAAAGAGGCGCCGAAUACAACACAACGCCGUGAACAAGAGGAUACGUGCCUGGAUUGUACUUCAAGUUCACGUUGAGAAGCAAUGGAGGCACCGCCUGUGACUGUUAUGCCCGUGACGGGCGGUGCGAUCAACAUGAUGGAAUAUCUGCUGCAGGGUAGUGUUUUGGACCAGGCUCUGGACAGUCUGCUGCAUAGGCUGCGUGGCUUGUGCGACAACAUCGAGCCCGAGACGUUCGCCGACCACGAGCUGGUGUACUUGCUGAAGGGCCAACAGGGCCAACCCUUCCUGCUCCGGGCCCGCCGGUCCCUCUCGCACCCGGCCGCCCCUUGGCAUCUGCGCUACCUGGGUCAGCCCGAGGUGGGCGACAAGAGCCGGCACGCGCUGGUGCGCAACUGCGUGGACGUGGCGGCCUCGCACAGCCUGCCCGACUUCCUCAACGAGAUGGGCUUCCGCAUGGACCACGAGUUCGUGGCCAAGGGCCACGUGUUCCGCAAGGGCACCAUGAAGGUGGUGGUGAGCAAGCUGUCGCGGGUGCUGGUGCCGGGCAACACGGAGAACACGGAGCAGUUGUCGCUGUCGUCGCUGGUGGAGCUCAGCGUGCUGGCGCCCGCCGGGCAGGACACUGUGUCCGAGGACAUGCGCGCCUUCGCCGAGCAGCUCAAGCCCCUGGUCCACCUGGAGAAGAUCGACCCCAAGAAGCACACGUGAGGGAGGACUCACGGGGCAGCUCAGUGAUAAUGGAGGCCCAGGAAUUGGCUCUCUUGGGGGGCGGACGGGACUAGAUGACUCUCCUACUGCUGUAAAGGAGUGAUGAUGGGGAUCUCAACUGUUUGUUGGUCUGUGUUGGUUGUCUGCAACAUGCCCAGAUUUAAUGGCAGACUGAUGUUUUCAGAGACAGCAUAAACAGCAUCGUCCACAGGCACAGGGAGCCUUUGUCCGGUUGCACACUCUCUCAGCACCUACACACACACACACACGGUGUCCUAACUGACUAAUGUCUUUUUCCACUUUUUAACAUCACAUCUUUGACAUAUGAUCAUGACAAUGAGUGAGAGACUGUGUAUGACAUCAGAGACAAGCGGGCGUUCGUGUUGCCCUAAGCAUAGUUAGGGUUAAUAAAUAAUAAUGAUCUUCAUCCCAUUGUUUCAUUAUUGUCUAUUUGCUUAGAGAAGUCAUGCCAUACACUUUUCAUUUAUUUGAUAACAUUACCUUACAUGCUUUUGUAAAGUCUGCCCUUCCCUUAGGUCAUAGAUGCUUUUUGUAUUUUUUUAUAAUGUCGUGGCUCGUUUUUUUUUCUCAUGAUGUCCUAGCGUGCUCUGAAAAAACUCUAUGGGAAAAGAAAAUCGAUUUUGUGGUUGAGAUUUUAGUUUGUAUUUUUAAAAUCUAUGUACAUAAUUGGCUUUGCUCUGAUUGGCCAACAUCUUUCUGCAUCAUCCAGUUAGAUUGCUAAUUGCUAUGGCUCCAUCUUAUUGAUUCAGGCUACGUUUAUACGGUGACGAUGAAAAGAGAAGACGCAGAAGUGGCGUCUCGUCUUCAUUUUUUUAUUUGCGUUUAGAUGAGCAUUCUCAGGGGUUUAUAUGAAUACGCAAGAGUAGGUAAUAUUCGAUUGGAUAUGCAUUCCAGACCGCUGGGUGCUGGUGUGAUAGAACCCCGGUACGUCACACGCAGACAUUCUAAUUUGACAGUUUAGCCAGAGAGGUAAUCAAGGAUCUUUG